AUGGCCCGGGGGCCGGGGCGCGCCCCGCUGCUCGGCGGCCUCCUGCUCCUCGCCCUGCUGGCCGCCGGCGCCCCGCCCGGCCGGGACCCCCCGGAGCCCCGCAGCCGAGCCGGCGGGAUCCGAGUGCACCCGCGGGGCAGCCUCUGGGCCACCGGUCACUUCAUGGGCAAGAAGAGUCUGGAGCCUCCCAGCUCCGUCCCGCUGGGGGCCGCUCCCCACCGCUCCCUGAGGGGCCAGCAGCUGCAGCUGAGUCAUGAUCUGCUCAGGAUCCUCCUGCUAAAGCAGGCUCUGGGCGGGGGCCCGGCCGCCCAGCACCUCACCCCCAGAGGCAGCUGGCGCGGGCGCUGCGGAAGGGACGUCGCUGCCGGGGAAGGCGCGGUGAGGCGCUGA
Molecule: messenger RNA, 390 nt
Organism: Talpa occidentalis (Iberian mole)
Lineage: Eukaryota; Metazoa; Chordata; Mammalia; Eulipotyphla; Talpidae
Gene: NMB
Product: neuromedin B
Exons: 3
Coding region: 1-390 (129 amino acids)
Biological process (GO): neuropeptide signaling pathway; positive regulation of hormone secretion
Cellular component (GO): neuron projection
Molecular function (GO): neuromedin B receptor binding; neuropeptide hormone activity
Source: RefSeq, a predicted model, not a curated record